AGGAAGGAAGGAAAACUAGAGAGAGAAAGACGGACCUAAAACGCGCUAGCCGGUCGUGGUUUAUGUCGUGUGGGAUGGGAACCAACGAACCAUAACCAUAAUCGCAUCACCAAAUCCACAAACCAACUAAACAUUAAAACACUUUCUCAUUUUUUAUGAAAAUGUUUUUUUUCUUGCUUUGAAAUCGUCCUCUCACAAACAUCUUCUAACCAGCACCUGCUCUGGGUCCCCUUCGAUUCUUUCAACGAAAUCUGAUCUGGGUUUUGAUCUUUGUAAGGGGACUCAGCUCUCCAGCGUGCUGGUUUAGGGUUUGUAUUUUGAUUUUGUUGAUUAUAUUUUGGAAUCAUUUUCUUUGUAUUUCGGAAUGUGGAGGGACACUGGAGCACCUGCAGAUUCUUUCUAUGAGGUCCGGCCUGAAUGUGCAGAUGUGCCGAAAACCAAGUUCAAAAUCAAGGCUGGCAAAACUCUAAGUGCACGGAAAUGGCAGGCUGCAUUUACUCCGGAAGGCUAUCUUGAUAUAGGAAAGACACUUAGUCGAAUCUAUCGUGGGGGGAUCCAUCCGUCAAUUAGAGGAGAAGUUUGGGAAUUUCUUCUUGGCUGUUAUGAUCCUAAGAGCACGUUUGAUGAACGAGAGAGGAUACGGCAACGUCGGAGGGCACAGUAUGCUUGGUGGAAAGAAGAGUGCCGCCAAAUGUUUCCCGUCAUUGGAAGUGGUAGGUUCAUCACUGCACCUGUUGUCACAGAGGAAGGUGAACCCAUUCAAGAUCCUUUAGUACGUCUGGAAGCAAAUCCCAACAUGGGACAGACAACAGUUCCUCAAGAAAAUGGCACUUCCAACAAUUUGGAAACUGCUAAAGAUGGUCAGGACAAGGACAAGAAAGUAAUCCAAUGGAAGCUUACUCUGCAUCAAAUAGGGCUCGAUGUGAAUCGCACUGACAGGACAUUAGUGUUUUAUGAGAAGCAAGAAAAUUUGUCAAAACUGUGGGAUAUUCUAGCCGUCUAUGCCUGGGUAGAUAAAGAUGUUGGCUACUGUCAAGGAAUGAGCGAUCUUUGCUCCCCCAUGAUUAUUCUUCUUGAAGAUGAAGCAGACGCAUUUUGGUGCUUCGAACGCUUGAUGCGGAGAUUGCGAGUUAACUUCAGAUGCACCGAACGCUCUGUCGGGGUGGAGGCACAACUUAGUAAUUUAGCUUCAAUUACCCAAGUUAUUGAUCCAAAGCUUCAUCAACAUUUAGAGACGCUAGGUGGAGGUGACUACCUAUUUGCUUUCCGUAUGCUUAUGGUUUUGUUUCGUCGAGAAUUUUCUUUUGGUGACUCAUUGUACCUUUGGGAGAUGAUGUGGGCUCUGGAAUACGACCCAGACUUGUUCUCUAUGUACGAGGAAGCUGACUCAGCUGGUGAAAAAUCUGAAGGAUCAAAAAAAGCAAAAUCAAUACGCCAAUGUGGGAAGUUUGAGAGAGAAAAUAUGAAAAAUGGAGCAAAAAAUGCUGAAUCGCCACUACCCAUUUCGAUUUUCCUUGUUGCCAGUGUCUUGAAAGAUAGAAGCUCCAAGUUACAGACAGAAGCUCGGGGCCUGGAUGAUGUUGUUAAGAUAUUAAAUGACAUAACUGGAAAUCUAGAUGCCAAAAAAGCUUGCACUGGGGCCAUGAAACUUCACAAGAAAUAUUUAAAAAAGGCCAAGAAAUGACUUGUAACUGAAGAUCGGUUCCGGAUGAAGUAAAUAAACUUGGUCAAGGAACAGCGAAACAUUUUCGCGUGCUGUAAAUGGAUGUGGCAAGAUAAAAAAAGAAUAUUCUUCCACGCAAGUGUAGGCUCAGAGCUCAUGCUGUAAAUGCUGCAAUUGUUGUAUGUGAAACUGUUCUUAUUGAUUGUAUAUCCAAGACAUUGCAAGACAUUACACGAGGUUGUAUUGUAUUACCACCUGUUGUUUGUCGAUCUUGGUGAAAUGUAAAGAUAAUUUUUGUUUGUUCAAGGUUUAAUUAACUUUUAUCAAUAAUAGAGUUAUUGUUCUUCUUGUAA
This is a messenger RNA of Cornus florida, 2016 nucleotides long. Its product is annotated as rab GTPase-activating protein 22-like. Bases 365 to 1684 code for a protein of 439 amino acids. Gene Ontology annotation, biological process: activation of GTPase activity. The record is from RefSeq and is a predicted model, not a curated record. Gene Ontology annotation, molecular function: GTPase activator activity. NCBI's taxonomy places the organism in Eukaryota, Viridiplantae, Streptophyta, Magnoliopsida, Cornales, Cornaceae. The transcript has 12 exons.